AUGGCUGCUAGAAAGUCGUUCCAAAAGGAUGAGGUCGAGUUCAUCGAAGGCAAGCAGAACGAUGUCGAGGGUAUUCCUCACAUCAUUGAGAUCGACACCUUCCGCGUCUUGGGCUUAACCGCCGAAGAUGCCGACUUCUAUACAAACUUCCCGGAAGAGAAGCGGAAGAGGAUCUUUCGAAAGGUCGAUAUCAGACUCAUCCCAAUGCUCGCACUAUUGUAUCUGGCCGCGCAUAUCGAUCGCGCGAACAUCGGCAACGCGAAGAUCGAGGGCAUGAUCGAAGACCUAAACAUGACUGGCGUGCAGUACAACACUGUUCUAUCUAUCUUCUUCAUCCCCUACGUUCUCUUCGAAAUCCCGAGCAACAUCUUACUCAAGAAAUUCAAGCGGCCAUCUACAUAUCUCGCUAUCCUGGUUGUGAGCUGGGGGAUCGUGAUGACGUUGACGGGCGUCGUCAAGAACUUUUCGGGAAUAAUGGCUGUGCGAGUCCUUCUCGGUAUCUUUGAAGCGGGUUUCUUUCCUGGCGCCAUAUAUCUCUGUUCUUAUUGGUACAUGCCCAAGGACCUCGCCACGCGGAUAUCGUACUUCUACUGCGCUAGCGCUCUCUCCGGAGCCUUUUCGGGCCUGUUGGCUGCAGCGAUCGCGCAAAUGGACGGUGUCGCCGGAUAUCAGGGAUGGCGAUGGAUUUUCCUGCUCGAGGGCAUUGCCACCGUGGUCUUGGGCAUUGCGUGCUUCUUCCUCCUGAUCGACACUCCGGCUCUCUCAACACGCUGGCUGGAUCCCGAGGAGAUCCAAUACCUGGAACUUUCCAUGUUCAUCAAGCAAGGAGGAAAAUUCCGUGAGGAGGAAUCCGGCUUCAAGUGGAGAGAUCUCAGAAUCGUGCUCACGAACUGGAGGGUUUACGUGCAGGCUUAUUUCUUGAUCUGCCAGUCGGCUCUUUCUUAUGGUACCAAGUUCACACUGCCCAGCAUCACCAAGGCCAUGGGAUUCAGCUCCACCAACGCACAGCUCACAUCUGCACCUCCCUAUGUCGCGGCAGCUAUCUCGGCCAUCAUAUUUGCACGACUUUCUGACCGCUUCUACUGGCGAAUGCCAUUCGUUGUCAUUCCCAUGGGAAUUGUCACCAUUGCCUAUUCAGUCAUUAUUUCACUGCAUGGAGAGCUCCAAGCGAAGAAGGGCGUUGCAUACUUCUCGGUCGUCCUGGCUGUGGUCGGCAUCUACCCCAUCCAAGCCGCAGCUGCAUCGUGGAAUGCAAACAACAUCGCGCCAUCUUCUCGACGAGCCAUCGGUAUUGCGCUGAUGAACUGUGUCGGCAACGUCGGCGGCAUCGUGGGCAGCUUUAUGUACCUCGAGAGUGAAAAGCCAAAGUACUAUACUGGUUUCGGCCUCUCUUUGGCAUUUGGCGCCUCUGGGAUGGUUGUCGCCUUCUUAUUGGAGUGGAGCUACAAGUUCGCAAAUGCAAGGAAGGCUCUGGUCGCUGAGGAGGCCAAGACCAAGUAUACCGAGGAAGAGUUGUUUGACAUGGGAGACAAGUCCCCUUUGUUCAAGCAUGUAUUGUAA
This is a messenger RNA of Exophiala aquamarina CBS 119918, 1560 nucleotides long. RefSeq lists its product as uncharacterized. The coding region runs from base 1 to 1560 and encodes 519 amino acids. Gene Ontology annotation, biological process: transmembrane transport. NCBI's taxonomy places the organism in Eukaryota, Fungi, Ascomycota, Eurotiomycetes, Chaetothyriales, Herpotrichiellaceae. The transcript has 5 exons. Gene Ontology annotation, molecular function: transmembrane transporter activity. Gene Ontology annotation, cellular component: membrane. The record is from RefSeq and is a predicted model, not a curated record.